This is a messenger RNA of Phragmites australis (common reed), 1028 nucleotides long. Its product is annotated as transcription factor WER-like. Lineage: Eukaryota; Viridiplantae; Streptophyta; Magnoliopsida; Poales; Poaceae. Bases 100 to 798 code for a protein of 232 amino acids. The record is from RefSeq and is a predicted model, not a curated record. The transcript has 3 exons.
CACAGAGCUAAAUUAGCUACCCAGCAGCCAGAGUCGUCAGUUCUGUAGUUAAUUAUCCAAAGAUUAAGUAGUUAAAUUAGUAGGCACAAGCGUAUUUACAUGGACGCGAUCAGCAGCCUGAUGCUGCAGGGAGGCUGGAGGAAGGGCUCAUGGACCGCCCUAGAGGACAAGCUGCUCGCCGAAUACGUGAAGCAGCACGGCGAGGGCAGCUGGAACUCUGUCGCAAAGCUCACCGGGCUCCGGCGUUGCGGGAAGAGCUGCCGACUGCGCUGGGUGAACUACCUCCGGCCGGACCUCAAGCGGGGCAAGAUCACCCCCGACGAGGAGACCGUCAUCCUCCAGCUGCACGCCAUGCUCGGCAACAGGUGGUCGGCGAUCGCGCGGUGCCUGCCGGGGAGGACGGACAACGAGAUCAAGAACUACUGGCGGACGCACUUCAAGAAGGCCGGGCCGUCGCGGCGCGCCCGGGCGCAGCUGCUCCACCAGUACCAGCUCCAGCAGCAGCAGCAGCGCCAGUAUCUCCAGAGCCAGCAGCUGCUGCAACAGCAGCAGCUGCAGAACCAGCAGCUGAUGACGAACCAACAGCAGGAACAGCAGAGCCCUCCGGAGCCUGAUCACCAGGCCGUGAUGGCGAUGAUGAGCAACGUCCUGCAGAACACGGAGUGCUACCGCGAUCCGGUGCCGAUGUCCGAACAAUGCGUGCUCCCAGCUGCCGAUGACGACGCGCUGUGGGACAGCCUGUGGAUGCUGGUCGACGGGGACGGCUGCGGCGACGGCUCCGGUGGAGGCGAGUACUAGCUAGGCUGCGGCGUGGCACGUGCAUGAGUGUAGACGUGUAGUUUGCCAAUGUAAAUUAAGAGAGUGGAACAGGAGGUACUGCAGGUAUUCACGGCUGCUGCAAGGAUUCUACUGGUUGUAGUUGUGAUAAUAUCAUGCAUGGCUAGCCUAAUUUUCAAAUGCGAAUAGUUCGUCAUGUACUCAUGUUUUAUGUCUUAUGUAUGAGCCAUGAGCAAGUGGCAUUAUAUGAA